Molecule: messenger RNA, 485 nt
Organism: Staurois parvus
Lineage: Eukaryota; Metazoa; Chordata; Amphibia; Anura; Ranidae
Source: the annotation of a GenBank genome assembly
GCGGGCAUCGGGUCACCAGGCAUGACAGUGGGCACUGGGUCAUCAGGCAUGGGAUUGUCUGGCUCGACAGCGGGCAUCGGGUCACCAGGUAUGACAGCGGGCACUGGGUCACCAGGCAUCAGGUCAUUUGGCUUGCCAGCGGGCACCGCGUCAUCUGGCAAGGCAGUGGGCACCGAGUCACCAGGCACGACAUUGGGCUCCGAGUCAACUGGCAUGACCGCGGGCACUGGGUCAGACAUUGGAUCGUCUGGCCCAACAGCGGGCAUCGGGUCACCAGGCAUGACAGCGGGCACUGGGUCAUCAGGCAUUGGAUCGUCUGGCUCGACAGCGGGCAACGGGUCACCAGGCAUGACAGCGGGCACUGGGUCAUCAGGUACCGGAUCGUCUGGAUCGACAGCGGGCAUCGAGUCAACUGGCCUAAUGGAAUCAUCAGGCUGGAUCAGCUGGGUAGAGGCAUCAGGCUGAAUUGUGGGCGCCGAGGCACC